UAACGACGCGCAAACGCCACCCAAUCCUGUGCCUCUUUUUGAUGCCCCAGUAUACACACGCAUUACAGCCAUGACGGAACGCGCAACUAAGCGGCUACGGCGAAUCAGCACCGAGUACCAGGACUCUGGAGACGGGACGGUGAACAGCGGCUAUGCCAACAGUGCCCCCCCUCCCGCGCCCUCGACUCGCCCGCGACGCGGCGUCGCCAACCAGACACCCGCCGCCGUCGUCAUCCAGCGCUCCUCGCCCGAAGAGAGGCGCCAGUCGAUUCACCUCACCGUCAAGUCGUCCCCCGGCAGGCUCAGACAGGCCACCAGUGGGCCCCCGGUUGCCAAGGCUAGCGUCAGCCGUCAGAACAUCGUGUCGGGCAAGCGCGCCUCGCGCAACAGUAGAGUUGUGCAAGAGGCUGACAGCGAAGACGAGGACGAGGAUGAGGAUGAGGCUGAGGAGGCAGACGCCAUGGACCUUGACGAUGACGAGGAGGAGGGGGAUGUAGACGCUGACGCCGACGAGGACGACGACAUGGACGCUGAGGGCGACGAAGACGACGACGUCGACGACAGUAUUCUGCCAAACAUAGUCGUCUCAACAAAGCAGAGCAUCCCCGUCAAGCCGGCGCUCAAACUCACCAAAGCACAAGACGCCGUCGAAGCCAAGGAAAUGGGCCUGGACGACGAUGACGACGACGAGCUUAGCGACCCGGACUCUGAUCUCGAGGGCGAGGAAGAGGACGCCGAGGGCGAAGACGAGGAUGCAGAAGGGGAGGAUGACGACGACGAAAUGGUUGCAGCCAAUGACGACGACGUGGAGAUGGACAGCGACGAGGACAUGAGCCGUGACCAGACGCCAGACCUCAGCAAGCUGACGCGACGUCAACGCGCGCUGGUCAACGAAGAUAGUGACGGUGGCCUCAUGGCUCUGUCGAACGAGGCGCAGAAGAAAAAGCACUUCACCGCAGAGGAAAACGCCAUGCGCAGAGCGGAAAUGGCUCGGAGACGGAAGAACUUGAGCGAGAAACGGCUGGAGGAGGAAAAGGCCGACACCAUCAAUCGUCUCCUCAAAAAACAGCCCCCAAAACGUGGACGUAAAUCUAUGGGCAUCACAGAGUCUGGCCAGGAUGAGGACCUGGAGGUCGACCGAGCGAAUCCGUUGUUUGUUCGCUAUGUUCAGAACGCAAAGGGCACACAGCUCGCCGUUCCUGACGAGUGGCUCCAAGCGCCUGUGGGCAGCUUGUUUGCGGGACCGAGUGUCCCGUCUUCGAAGAACCCAUUUAGUGGGCGUAUGGUGGAGGAGGUGGCAUGAUGGGGUUGUAUUUGUAGAGGUAUGUAAUAGACUUUUGAGAGGCUUCUAGUGCCCCAACAUCCAAUCUAUUCGAACUUGGAAUAAAACGACGAG
Molecule: messenger RNA, 1396 nt
Organism: Dothidotthia symphoricarpi CBS 119687
Lineage: Eukaryota; Fungi; Ascomycota; Dothideomycetes; Pleosporales; Dothidotthiaceae
Product: PAPA-1-domain-containing protein
Exons: 3
Coding region: 71-1303 (410 amino acids)
Biological process (GO): chromatin remodeling
Cellular component (GO): Ino80 complex
Source: RefSeq, a predicted model, not a curated record